Messenger RNA from Symsagittifera roscoffensis, 1659 nucleotides. RefSeq names its product BTB/POZ domain-containing protein KCTD8-like. The record is from RefSeq and is a predicted model, not a curated record. Lineage: Eukaryota; Metazoa; Xenacoelomorpha; Acoela; Convolutidae. The transcript has 6 exons. The coding region runs from base 496 to 1422 and encodes 308 amino acids. Gene Ontology annotation, biological process: protein homooligomerization. Gene Ontology annotation, molecular function: protein binding.
GCUUCGGGCGCCAAUUACUGCUGGGCGGAGAUAAAAAUGAGAGUUUUCCUCAAUUGCGAAUUUCGUACCAUAAUAUUCAUCACCGAUUGCUGAACUUAAACCCACUAUAGCCCCUUGCUUCCUUUUUUAUCAGCAGAGGGACAUUGUGAACACAUACAUGCAUGCUCUUUAUACUGACAUAUACUAUGCUCCUUAUACUCUAAAAAUAACAGGAAGACAGAACAAUCUUACACGACGCUUUUUCCCUGAAGACGAAAGAGUAAAUUUUCUACUUCACACAUUUACGGAGGACAGGCUGACAGUUGAGCGCGUAAAACGGGAAUUAGUAGUCGAUUAUUAGCAAAAGCGAAAAGCGGCGCCUAUAACGGGACAAAAGCAAACCAGCGCGACCGAGGAAUAUUUACCAUCGUCGCACUUGAGCGCUCCCAGAAAAAGGUUUCAACGGUACAGGAGAGAAAUUUCACGCCGAAAGGUUCAUUCUUACUUAUUGCCGAAAUGUCAUCGAGCGAAAUCAAACCGGACGCUAUGUCAGCGGUCGAACUAUUAUCACCUGCAAACGCUACAGUUGUCGAGUUAAAUAUUGGAGGACAGACAUUUACGACCACUAUUGAGACGCUCGGAAGAUACGAGAACUCUCUUUUGGGACUAGUUUUCUCCAAACUCAACAAUUCUAGUUCUGUUCCACUUUUACGAGACACAAGAGGACGAUUUUUCAUAGAUAGAGACGGAAAUUUAUUCAGAUAUAUAUUAGACUACUUAAGAAACGACACUUUGACGUUACCCGAAAAAUUUUCCGAGACGAGGCGUCUGAUCGACGAAGCUAAAUACUACCGACUGCACGGACUAGUUGACGAGUUGCAAACGCGACAGCGAAUUCUGAAUAAAUAUGAAACGAGAGCAAAAGAUGGACUGACCACCAAAUUGUACCAGACAAGUCUAAACGCAUCAGACGACGAACUGAAGCCGGAAGAAACGGACUCAAAUAUGACAGCUGCCGGUUCAACUUCUGGUGCGUUGUCAGUGGGAGCUUCAGGAGUUUCGGGAGGUGUCGGAAGCCCUGGAUUUAUCACAGUUGGAUAUCGAGGCACCUUCGCUUUCGGCCGAGACGGACUGGCCGAUAUCCAAUUUAGGAAAGUGAUGCGGAUACUCGUUCACGGUCGAGUGAGUUUAUGCCGAGAAGUGUUCGGCCACUCGUUGAAUGAGUCACGUGACCCGGACAGGGGAAGUGUCGAGAGAUACAGUUCAAGAUUCUUUCUCAAGUACAAUUCUGUGGAACAGGCAUUCGACCAAUUGACCAAAAGUGGGUUCCAGCUGAGGGCAUCAUGCGCCAGCUCCGCCAACGGGACCUCCGUAGCCUCCGACACUGACAACGAGGAGACGAGAUGGAUGCACUACACAGAAUUCAUAUUCCACAGAGAGUAAAAAAUAUGGAAGAUGACAAAAACACAAGCUCAUCAGCAAAGAAGUCAAACGCUCAGAAUUAUAGUUCACGCCUAAUUGUUGAAAAGUCUCAUUUUGGCUCGCACUGAUUUGGCACUAGAUUUGGCCCUGAAGUUUGUUAUUGCAGAUUUUGUCUUGUUCCAAAAAUUCUCUCCCAGAGGCCGAUAACCGCCAGAUAUUUUCAUGAACUCUACGUGCGUGACCAGGAAAUGGCAAGCU